This is a messenger RNA of Drosophila subpulchrella, 1338 nucleotides long. RefSeq names its product glyceraldehyde-3-phosphate dehydrogenase. Bases 106 to 1185 code for a protein of 359 amino acids. Gene Ontology annotation, biological process: glucose metabolic process. The record is from RefSeq and is a predicted model, not a curated record. Gene Ontology annotation, molecular function: NAD binding; NADP binding; oxidoreductase activity, acting on the aldehyde or oxo group of donors, NAD or NADP as acceptor. Lineage: Eukaryota; Metazoa; Arthropoda; Insecta; Diptera; Drosophilidae. The transcript has a single exon.
CUUAGUUCACCUACUAUGUAUGUAGUUGGAUAAUCUUUCUACAUACACAUAGCAAAAUUCUUCAAAAUUGUAGGUAGUUGAUUUAAGCACUUUUCGAGUCAUAAAAUGUCCGGAAUUGGAAUCAAUGGCUUUGGGCGCAUAGGGCGGAUGUUCGCACGCCAGGCUCUGGUGCGCAAGGAUGUCCAGAUUGUGGCCAUCAAUGAUCCCUCGCUGGAUCCCAAGUACCUGGCCUACAUGAUGCGAUACGACUCCACCCAUGGUCAGUUCAACCAGAAGAUCUCGAUAGAGGGAAACUGCCUCGUCGUGAAUGACAAGAAGGUCCAGCUGUUCAAGGAGCCGGAUCUCAAGAAGGUGAAGUGGGGCGACCUGGGCGUGCACACGGUGGUGGACUGCUCCGGCCGGUUCACCACCCUGAAAGCCUGCCAAGCCCAUCUGGAUAGUGGGGCCAACAAGGUGGUCAUAUCGGCCCCAUCCUCCGAUGCUCCGAUGUUCGUGUGCGGAGUGAAUCUUGAUAAAUACAAACCGGAUAUGAAGGUUAUCUCGAAUGCAUCCUGCACCACCAACUGCCUGGCGCCGCUGGCCAAGGUGGUGCAUGAUAAUUUCCAGAUUUGCGAGGGCUUGAUGACCACCGUGCAUGCGGCCACCGCCACCCAAAAGAUCAUCGACGGACCCAGCAGUAAACUCUGGCGGGAUGGACGCAGUGGCAUGACCAACAUCAUCCCCGCCGCCACGGGGGCCGCCAAGGCAGUGGGCAAAGUCAUCCCGGACCUGAACGGAAAGCUUACAGGAAUGGCCUUUCGCGUCCCAACGCCCAACGUCUCUGUGGUGGACCUAACGUGUCGCCUCUCCAAGCCCGCCAAAAUGGACGACAUCAAGAAGGUAAUGAAAGCAGCGUCCGAGGGCGACAUGAAGGGCAUCCUGGGCUAUGUGGAGGAGGAGGUGGUGUCCACCGACUUCAACGGAUCACGAUUUUCCUCCGUUUUCGAUGCUAAGGCCUGCAUUGCCCUGAACGACACCUUCGUCAAGCUGAUCAGUUGGUACGACAACGAGACUGGCUACUCCUGCCGACUCCUGGACCUGGUUCUCUAUGCCCAGUUGGCGGACAAGUGCGCCGAGAAGGAAAAAAAUGCUUGUAAGGAGAAGGAAGAUCCCUGUAAGAAAAAGGAUGAUCCUUGCAAGAAGUGAAUGGAUUAGAAUUUCAAAUCAUAUUUACUUUAAUAUUUCUCUAGAAACAUUGAAUCACUUGAAACAAUUUUACCAGACUUACACGCGCUUCUUACAGUUAAGUUCCAGCGGUUAAACUUGUAUUUUAAAUAAAACUAUGGGCUUACAAAUCUA